Molecule: messenger RNA, 849 nt
Organism: Seminavis robusta
Lineage: Eukaryota; Bacillariophyta; Bacillariophyceae; Naviculales; Naviculaceae
Source: the annotation of a GenBank genome assembly
AUGAGUGUUUGCUCCUUGUGCGGUGGAGAUCGCGUGACCUCGACACAGAGACGAAAGCCGAGAGCUAUCCGAAGGUGCUCGUCAUGUAUCCUAAAAAGUAAUUCAUGUCCAAGCAUUUGUUCAACCGCCUACUCGAGCCAUGAGGAGGAUCCUCAAAGCAUUUGCGACGACUAUCCCGAAGGUAUUUCUGUCGAUGUAAUCGGCAACAAUGGUGCUACUAUCCAGCAAACUCAGACAAACUUCGGCAGAAGCAUUCACUCAGAACACGACAGCAAUUACUCCAUUGUCAUUGACAACGAACGACGCCAAAAGAGCCACAAGGGAAAGGAAGAGCGCGAGCGCAUCGCGGUGAUUGUCAAAGUGGACGGCAGAAAGGUGAGUCCUUCUCCAAUUCUGAUAGGCAAACAAAGGGAGAUUCAUGGUUUCACCCUGACUCGAACGACCGUUGAAAGGCAUGCCCGUGGUGAAGACAAAAACGAUUACGAGAUUAGAAAGAAAACCGCUUUGUUCCGAACGGUCUCUUCUGGGGAUGAAUGGUCCAAGCGCAGAGGCAAGAUUGACAGCAAAUCUGGCACAAUUGAGUUGGAAUUCUUCCGGCUUAAAAUGAGUACCAUCCAGCCAGGAGUUCGUACCCGGAAACAAAGAGCAGUCCAGCAAUCAUCAUCUCCUGGACGGGCACGGGAGGGCCUGGUAUCGACACGCUUUGGGGAAACCGUUACAGAGACUGAUGGUUUUCACCGUGGAAAAGGAAACAAAAAACCAGUUGCAGAUCACAGCAAAUCUUUGGGGAAGAUCAAAUUGUUUCUGUGUGAUCGACGUGUCGCGACUUUUGGCGACCACUUGCGCUAA